Messenger RNA from Saccostrea echinata, 745 nucleotides. RefSeq lists its product as uncharacterized. Bases 1 to 738 code for a protein of 245 amino acids. Gene Ontology annotation, cellular component: nucleus. The transcript is spliced from 5 exons. NCBI's taxonomy places the organism in Eukaryota, Metazoa, Mollusca, Bivalvia, Ostreida, Ostreidae. The record is from RefSeq and is a predicted model, not a curated record.
AUGGCAUCAGACUACGAGAUAGCUAUGGAAAUCGCUAAUAACAAUUAUAACUGUUCAACUGGAUCCGCACCCGCCUCUCUCUUGAAAAAAAGACCGAAUUGGACUGAGCUGGAGAAAAAGAUUCUGGUUGAAGAAAUACAUGCGAUGGAGGGGGUACUGUUCGGAAAAUUUAAGGGCGGAUUCGGGGGGAAAGCAGCCAAAGAAAAGGCGUGGGCUGAUGUGGCGGAGGCAGUGAAUGGAGGUAGUGGUUCAGGAAACUCAAGGACUGGGGUAGAAGCCCCAAAACAGUACAGCAAUUUGAAGCAGAGAGCCAAAGGAAAGUUGUCAGAGAUGAAGAGGCCUAAGACAGGUGGUGGUCCAAAGCCCCCAAGUCCAUCUCCUGCAGAAAAAUCCAUCUUGGAUAACUUGGAGGGUAGACCUUCAUUGGAAGGUAUAUCUGGAGGGAUAGAUACAGCUGAUCUGUUGCCAACCCAGCCUUCCACCUCCUCAGAUAUGCCUGAAAAGAAAAAAGAUGUCAGAGAUUCUGGUAAGUCAUCAAAGAGGAGAAUGACAAUUCAGGAUUUGGAAGAAAGGAACCUCUGUCUUGAAAAUGAUAAAUUACAAGAAGAAAUCAAGAAGAUCAAAGAUGAAAGACAGCUUAUCCAAUCACAGAAAUCUUAUUAUGAUUUAAAAUUUCAAAUAUUGGUUAAUUCAAAUCCAGAGGUUGUAGCUCAAAUGUUAAAAAGUAAUGAAAUUUAAAAGUUUG